Molecule: messenger RNA, 522 nt
Organism: Papaver somniferum (opium poppy)
Lineage: Eukaryota; Viridiplantae; Streptophyta; Magnoliopsida; Ranunculales; Papaveraceae
Exons: 2
Coding region: 1-522 (173 amino acids)
Source: RefSeq, a predicted model, not a curated record
AUGAAAUUAGUAAAUGAGGGUGGGAUGAGAAUUACAGGCACCAAAUGGAAUCCAAAUUAUGAUCAAGAGAUCAUUGAAAAGUUUCAUUUAGGGAUAAGAAUGUCCAAAUUUCAGUUCAUUAAGACUUGCUAUUGGAUUCCACCUGAACAAGAAUGUGUGAUGUUCUGUUGUGAUGGCUCAUCAUUUGGAAAACCUGGUUCUGCGGGAUUUGGGGUUGUAGUAAGAGAUUCAAACUGUCAGGUGUUAGGUGUUCUCACUGGUGACAUUGACUCUAAGGAUGUUCUGGCAGAAUUUUCUCAGGGAAGGGUACCAUGGUUUCUUAAAGGAAGAUGGAGUAUUGCUACAAGGAAGCUCAGUUCAAUAAGAUAUGAACAUUGUUACAUGGAAGUCAACUUUUCAGCUGACAAUAUGGCUAAAAAGGGAGCAUCUUUUGCUGCUGGAGUUAGACAGAUACCCCUUGGUAGACCUCAAUGUCUGCCAAGAGUUGAAAUGCCAAAUGUUGAGUAUUAUAGAUUUGGAUGA